AAAUAAUUACGAACAAUUAAAACUGAAACUUGGCUUGCAAAUUUGCCCAUGAACAUUCCAUUAAGGAAGAGGUUCAAAAUUGAUUUAUUAUAAAAAAACACACACACACAGUUUAUGAAUUCUUUUGCCAUCUGGAAAGAAAAAAAACAGCUGUUUUGUCGAAAUCUCUCAAAAGUCAAAGCAAGAAACAAGAUUAAAGUCUCAGUAGUAGUAUACGUUGGCUCAUAUCGAAAAUCGUUUCAAUUCAUUGUUGAAUUGUACGUCUGAUAAAACAUCAUAACCUCGGACUUCACCAUACUCAGAGGUUGUAGGCAUAGGUGUGCGAAAGCUCAAAAAUUAACAAUGGAUACGGAUCGCAAACAUAUCACUUCGGAAAGUGUAAACAGCUCCCUCGACUUACCCAUGGACGCCUAUAGUCAAAACUCUAAUGACGAUUUGAAACCCCGCAAACAUCGUGUCUACAAAUCAAAAGUUUUCAUUAUUGCCAUUUCAUUUUCAUCGAUUUUACUCUUGGUUAUGACUGCAGCCUUUAUUGUGCAUUAUACCGUUGGUUUUCCUUCGUCCCUAUUGCCGGAAGAGGGGGAGAAAGAAGCUUUAAUUAUGGAUAUGCCAGAGGAACAACGUGAAUGGGUUGAAAGUGGACUUAGGGAAUUGAAAACAGCUGUGCAUAGGGUUGACAAUAAAAGAAGAGCCAAAAAUGUGAUAUUGUUUGUGGGAGAUGGCAUGGGACCCAAUACUGUGACGGCGGCAAGAAUUAUGGGCUUCAAGGAGGAGGGUUUAAUGUCUUGGGAAAAGUUUCCCGAUAUGGGUCUACUGAAGACCUAUUGUGCCAACAAACAAGUACCAGAUUCAUUCUCCACAGCUACUGCUCUCUUUUCGGGUAUUAAAAUCAACUAUGAAACAGGUGGUGUAGAUUCUUCGGUUAGCUUGGGCAAUUGUUCUGCCUCUUUGAAUCAUGAACAUCAUGUGCAAUCUAUACUAAAAUUGGCCCAAGAUGAUGGCAAGCUCACUGGUUUUGUAACUACCACUCGGGUUACACAUGCCACACCGGCUGCUUUGUAUGCCCAUACACCAGAUCGUCGCUGGGAAUGUGAGAAGACUAUGCCUGCCACAGCCAUAGGGGAGGGUUGCCGGGAUAUCGCCCGUCAACUUAUUGAAGAUCCUACGGGACAAAAAAUCAAUGUCAUUAUGGGUGGAGGCAGACAAAUGCUGGUCUCCAAUGUUACAGGUUCACUGGCAGAUCCCAUAGAUACAUGGUCCUGCAAAUCGGCGGAUGGCCGUAAUCUCAUCAAGGAAUGGGCCAGCGUGAAAAAGGCCAACAACGAAGCCUUUGUAGUGGCCCAAAACACAGGCGAAUUGGAGGCCAUAGAUGCCGAAAAUACAGAUUAUGUUUUGGGCAUCUUUGCCAACGGUCAUUUGAUGUAUGAUUUUGAACGCGAUACCUCGGCCAAAGGCAUGCCUUCAUUGAAACAAAUGACCUUAAAAGCUUUGGAGGUUUUAAGAAGUAAAAAUCAAGGCUUUCUUUUGGUUGUAGAGGGUGGUAUGAUUGAUCAGGCCCAUCAUCGGGGAACUGCUCGCAAGGCCCUCAAUGAAGUUUUGGCUUUUAACGAGGCCAUUAAUGCUACCAUCAAUGCUUUGGGCAGAGAUCUCAAGGAUACUUUGGUUAUUGUGACGGCAGAUCAUUCACAUACCUUGAGCAUUAAUGGACAUGCGGCAAGGGGUACAGAUAUUUUGGGAGUAGCGGGUAAUUCCAAAACCGAGGGUACUCCCUAUACCAUAUUGACAUAUGGCACCACAUAUCAGGGUUUUCAGGCUGAUGAGAAUGGCAUGCGUGUUGAUCCUACGCUUCAUGAUACAACCGAUUGGGAAUACACACAACAGGGUGCUAUCAAUACAGAUGAGAAUUAUCAUGGAGGCAGUGAUGUGACAAUACAUGCAACAGGUGCCAUGUCUUAUCUUUUCCAUGGAGUCCAUGAACAAUCCUAUGUGGCCCAUGCUAUAUCAUAUGCUUUGCGAAUUGGCCGUUUUCGCGACAGUUCCAUAGCGGAAAGUCUAGCCGAAUUUUUACCAGCAUAAAAUUUUGGAUUUAGUUGUCUAAUUUUUAGGACUUUUCCUGGGAGCCUUUAUAGAAUCUUGUCUUGAAUAUUUAUAGUUUAGUUAAUUUUUAAUAUAAUUAGUUGCUAAAUAGGCAUAUUUGUGAUAACAAGAGCUAAGUAAAAUUUUUAAUUUAUAAAUGAAAAUAGUAUUUAAAUUUUAAUUAAUUAUUUUUAAUUUUUCUAGUUAAAAUAAAUAUAUUUUUGUAAUCACGAAAUCAAUUGGUCCAACUAAUUUCUUUUUAUUAAAACUGCUUUAAUCCGGAAAAUGAUAAUAUAAAUUACAUAGUGAUUUUGAAAAUUAUGUUGAGAAAUUAUAUUUAAUAAAAAAAUAACACAAUACCAGACAUGAAGCAACUUAGGGGGAUAGUAUGGAAAAUAAUUAGGGAUUUUGUAAGUAGCAAGGAAUUCCUGACUUAUAUUUCUUUUUCGAGGUUACUUUUAAGUAUUUAGAGAGCAUAACAAUCCGAUUACUGGCUUAGGUGUAUGUCCAUACUGGCAUGGAGCGUAUUAAUUACCGCAACCUCUUUUCCACCUUACCUUGUUAAAAAAUUAUAACAAUUUUUGAGAUCUUAAUAAAUUGUUUUUGUUGUUCCA
Molecule: messenger RNA, 2690 nt
Organism: Stomoxys calcitrans (stable fly)
Lineage: Eukaryota; Metazoa; Arthropoda; Insecta; Diptera; Muscidae
Gene: Alp12
Product: alkaline phosphatase
Exons: 4
Coding region: 343-2076 (577 amino acids)
Biological process (GO): dephosphorylation
Molecular function (GO): alkaline phosphatase activity
Source: RefSeq, a predicted model, not a curated record